Lolium rigidum is the source of this 553-nucleotide messenger RNA. Its product is annotated as leucine--tRNA ligase, chloroplastic/mitochondrial-like. Gene Ontology annotation, biological process: leucyl-tRNA aminoacylation. The transcript has 3 exons. The coding region runs from base 1 to 507 and encodes 168 amino acids. Gene Ontology annotation, molecular function: ATP binding; leucine-tRNA ligase activity. The record is from RefSeq and is a predicted model, not a curated record. Gene Ontology annotation, cellular component: cytosol. Lineage: Eukaryota; Viridiplantae; Streptophyta; Magnoliopsida; Poales; Poaceae.
AUGGCUCUCACGACGCACCCGCCGCUCCGGCUCCACGCGCGGCCUCCCGCCCUCGCCGCCGCCUUCCACCGCGGCCUCCCGCCGCGCCGAGCCCGCCUCCGCCUCUGCCGCUGCGCCGCCGACGCGGGGAAGGCGCAGGAGCAGGCGAGGAGGGCGUACCCGUACGACGAGAUCGAGCCGAGGUGGCAGGCGCACUGGGAGGAACGCCGCACGUUCCGCACCCCGGACAUUGGCGACGGCCUCGACACCUCCAGGCCCAAGUGCUACAUCCUCGACAUGUUCCCCUAUCCGAGUGGGGCUGGAUUGCAUGUCGGACACCCCCUCGGGUACACGGCGACCGACAUUUUGUCGAGAUUCAAGCGUAUGCAAGGCUUCAAUGUGUUGCAUCCGAUGGGAUGGGAUGCGUUUGGUCUUCCUGCCGAGCAGUAUGCUAUCCAGACGGGAACUCACCCCAAGAUUACAACGGCACGGAACAUUGACCGCUUCCGCACACAGGUAAUACUGUAGUGCACUUCGUUCUACAUUGUAUCUUUUGCUCCUUACGUAUGGUAGA